AUGAACAUAUGUAAUCUCUGCUCUGUCCAGAGCGAAGGGGGUGCAGUGGCAAACUGCACACUGUCACGCAAGCAGGGCCAGGGCAAUGAGACCUGGCUUGGUUCUCGCUCAGGCCAACCAAGACUAAGCCACCUGGAUGGCAAUCUGGUCAAUCUAGGAGAUUCGUUUGAUUUCAUGUCGCACUUACGCGGAGGGCAGUCCAUGUGCAAAAUCGGUUCUCUACGGUUCACUAAAUCUCGUUCCAAGGUGGGGAAGAUUGAGGACCAAUGGACAUCAUUACUAGGCUCCUUGAACGCUACCUUUCUAACCAACUUGUCCUAG
This is a messenger RNA of Haemonchus placei, 321 nucleotides long. NCBI's taxonomy places the organism in Eukaryota, Metazoa, Nematoda, Chromadorea, Rhabditida, Trichostrongylidae. The record is from the annotation of a GenBank genome assembly.